AUGUCCGCCCAACUUGUCAAGCUCAACUCGAUCCUCUUCGAUUCCAACGACACAAAGGUGCUCGGAUCGAAUUCUGACGUUAUUGGGGCCGAUUUCGACGUUGUCCCGAACCCUACAAUUCUCGACAAACUCAAGCUCCACCGUUCACACAUGGCAUCAUUUUUCGUGCGAAUCGACACGGGGGCGGUGUCGCUGACUCAGAAUGGAUUUGCUACAUCCGUUGCUCCCUGUGACCUGCACUUGGAUGCGGCCGGAAAGAAGGAAGUCCGAGUCAAGGGCCCUCAAUCACCCGAGUUCGUGCCAUACACGUUUGACAGCCCCUUGUUGGCAGCUGAAUUUGUCGGCGCCAUCCAUCUUAACCAACACAUUCACGCCCUUCGAAACAAAGUAUGUGUGUGUGCAUGCCCGGCCCACGACAUGGUUCUGCUCGAGCACGUCACGAAUACUGUUUGGUACGCGGACCAAAUGUGGACCCUUGCCUUGUGGAACCACUUAUUUCCGUACUCCAACAUGCUGGAAUUGCUGGAAUCCGCCGGUGGACUGCUACGACAUGGCCAUGCUCACGAUGCCAAAGUCAUCUUUGAAGACCUGCACGACCAGUUCUUCUCUCAUGCUGCGGUGAACAAAAUGGGCACCAGUGAUGGCCAAAAGUAUUAUCGCCCAUCACAGAUUGCGCUGUUCGUAGCCAAAUUGAGGGCAUUAUGUGUACAUUGCGCCAACUACACUAACUUUAAGUGACUGCGUACUUGCCCUUGA
Molecule: messenger RNA, 756 nt
Organism: Aphanomyces invadans
Lineage: Eukaryota; Oomycota; Saprolegniomycetes; Saprolegniales; Verrucalvaceae
Exons: 1
Coding region: 1-738 (245 amino acids)
Source: RefSeq, a predicted model, not a curated record